Molecule: messenger RNA, 4764 nt
Organism: Brassica napus (rape)
Lineage: Eukaryota; Viridiplantae; Streptophyta; Magnoliopsida; Brassicales; Brassicaceae
Exons: 7
Coding region: 1-4764 (1587 amino acids)
Molecular function (GO): nucleic acid binding
Source: RefSeq, a predicted model, not a curated record
AUGUAUACUAUCGAGUUCCAGAAACGAGGCCUACCACCCGCCCAUAUCCUCCUGUUCUUGCAUCCUACAAGCAAGCUUCCCAACAAAGACGAUAUGGACAAGCUCAUAUCUACAGAAAUUCCUGAUAAGGAAGAAGAACAAGAACUCUACGAAGUGAUUAAAGAUAUGAUGAUUCAUGGACCAUGUGGAGCUGCUAUUAAGAAUUCCCCAUGCAUGGAAAAUAGAUUGUGCUCAAAGUUAUACCCUAAGUCAUUUUCUGAGAAGACAACCAUUAAUAAAGAAGGAUUUCCGAUAUAUAGGAGAAGGAAGCAAUCUGAUUGUUUUGUCGAGAAACAUGAGGUCAAAUGUUAUAAUCGAUUUGUCAUUCCUUACAACAGGAGACUAUCUCUUCGUUGUCGAGCUCACAUUAAUGUAGAAUGGUGCAACCAAGCUGGUUCUAUUAAGUACUUAUUUAAAUACAUCAACCAAGGACAAGAUCGUGUUAUAGUGGCUGUUGAGCCUCCUGCUCAUAUUGUUGACACUAUGUAUACUAUCGAGUUCCAGAAACGAGGCCUACCACCCGCCCAUAUCCUCCUGUUCUUGCAUCCUACAAGCAAGCUUCCCAACAAAGACGAUAUGGACAAGCUCAUAUCUACAGAAAUUCCUAAUAAGGAAGAAGAACCAGAACUCUACGAAGUGAUUAAAGAUAUGAUGAUUCAUGGACCAUGUGGAGCUGCUAUUAAGAAUUCCCCAUGCAUGGAAAAUAGAUUGUGCUCAAAGUGCAUGAACCUAAGAAGUAGAGGCACUACACAUCUUACUCCCUUGACAGAUAUCAAAACACUUGAAAGAGAGAACAAGAGAAGGUUAAGACAAGAAGAGCAAGAGGCUCAGAUACAAAGAUCAGAACCUAUGAUGGAACCAGUUCCAGAACAACCUCAAGCUGAAGAGGGCAAUGGUCAAGGAGCUGCCAACCUUCGACCUCGACAACCACAACGCCAAGCUAGAGCCAUCGGUACAUAUGAUCAACCGAACAUAAAUGGGAAUAGGUUGGGCAUUAGGGCACCCCCAGUUGCCAACAAUAAUUUCGAGAUCAUGUCCAGCCUCAUCAACAUGAUUGAAAACAACAAGUACCAUGGACUUGCGUUGGAAGACCCACUAGAUCACCUUGACAGAUUUGAUAAGUACUGUGGCUUGUCAAAAACAAAUGGAAAGGCCUUCCUCAACAAGUUCUUCUCUGCUACAAGGACUGCCAACCUUAGAAAUCAGAUCUCUGGUUUUCAACAAAGAGGACUUGAAGGAUUUUCAGAGGCAUGGGAGAGAUUCAGAAGCUACUUGUCUCAAUGUCCCCACCAUGGCUUCAACAAUGAGAGCUUGCUAAGCACUUUCUACAGAGGAGUCUUGCCUAAAUUCAAAAGCCAGCUUGACACUGCAAGCAAUGGAAACUUCUUGGGGAGGACUGUCGAAGAUGCUUUAGAACUCUUGGAGAACAUGGCACAGAGUGACUCUGUCUACAAUGAUGAAUAUGAUAGAAGAGACAGAGGUGGUGGAGGAGAAGAUAUGACCACAAAGAGAGAGCUGAAAGCACUUCAAGACAAGAUUGACAUGCUACUAUCAGAAAAGACCAAGAAAGAGGAGUUACAUAUGGUUGCUGAAGUUGAUGGAGUAGAAUGCCAAGAAGAUAUGUACUAUGUCAAUGCUCAGGCUGAUCGAUCUGUCAAGCUCCCCAUUGGCAUCCUAGAAGAUCUUCCUGUCAAGAUAGGAAAUUGUGAAGUGCCUACUGACUUUGUAGUGCUUGAGAUGGAUGAAGAGCCUAGAGAUCCUUUGAUCUUUGGAAGACCUUUCUUGGCAACUGCUGGAGCAAUGGUGAAUGUGAGAGAUGGCACAAUUGAUCUCCACCUUGGAAAAGAUCACAUUCUCCAUUUUGAUAUCAAGGAGAUGAUGAAGAAGCCCACAACUCAAGGAGAAAUAUUCUACAUUGAUGAGAUGGAUGCCUUGGCUGAUGAUUUCCUUGAGGAGUUAGCGAUUGAGGACUCUCUUCAACAUGCCCUGACCAUUGAAAGAGAGACCCAAAUGAUUGAAAACAAAGAGAGUGAUGAGCUAGUAAGAAGGCUAGAUGUUCACCUUGAGGAGGAUGGAAAAGAUGAGUUCAUGGAGUUGCCACAAAUGACUCAACAUGCUGCCUCAGCAGACAUUCAAGAGAACCUCCAUGAAGCUGAUUGGAGUGAGCUCAAGGCACCAAAAGUGGAGCUUAAACCUCUUCCCCAUGGUGUAAGGUAUGCUUUCCUUGGACCUAAUGAGACAUAUCCUGUCAUUGUGAGUAGUGAGCUGACUGAGAAUGAAUUGUCUAUGCUUUUAAAUGAACUUAAAAAGUAUAGAAAAGCACUAGGAUACUCACUUGAUGACAUUAAAGGAAUCUCACCAUCUUUGUGCAUGCAUAGGAUACAUCUAGAGGAUGAAUCUAAAACUUCAAUUGAACACCAAAGAAGAUUAAAUCCUAAUUUGAAAGAUGUUGUUAAAAAAGAGAUAAUCAAAUUGUUAGAUGCUGGUGUGAUCUAUCCUAUCUCUGAUAGCAAUUGGGUUUCACCUGUGCAUGUAGUUCCUAAAAAAGGUGGCAUAACAGUUGUUAAGAACGAAAAUGAUGAGUUAAUACCAACAAGAACAAUAACUGGACAUAGGAUGUGCAUUGACUAUCGAAAACUGAAUGCAGCCUCUAGAAAGGAUCAUUUCCCUUUACCAUUCAUUGAUCAGAUGUUAGAGAGGCUAGCUAACCAUCCUUAUUAUUGUUUCCUUGAUGGAUACUCUGGAUUUUUCCAAAUCCCUAUACACCCAAAUGACCAAGAGAAAACGACAUUCACUUGUCCUUAUGGUACCUUUGCAUAUCGAAGGAUGCCAUUUGGACUGUGCAAUGCACCAGCAACAUUCCAAAGAGCAAUGAUGUCAAUUUUCUCUGAUCUUAUUGAGGAUGUAAUGGAGGUGUUUAUGGAUGAUUUUUCUGUAUACGGUUCUUCGUUUGCUACUUGUUUGUCAAAUCUUUGCAGGGUAUUACAGAGAUGUGAGGACACUAACCUGGUGCUCAAUUGGGAGAAGUGUCACUUCAUGGUCAAGGAAGGGAUUGUUCUUGGACACAAAGUUUCUGAGAAAGGAAUUGAAGUGGACAAAGCCAAGAUAGAUGUCAUGGUUGGUCUAGCUCCACCAAGAACAGUGAAGGAUAUAAGAAGCUUUCUGGGUCAUGCCGGUUUCUAUAGAAGAUUCAUCAUGGAUUUCUCUAAGAUAGCUAGACCAUUGACCAGGCUGUUAUGCAAAGAAGCUGCAUUUCACUUCGAUGAGGAGUGUAUGGAAGCUUUCAAAAACCUGAAGAAUGCACUCAUCAGUGCACCCAUAGUUCAACCGCCAGAUUGGGAUCUCCCCUUUGAGAUCAUGUGUGAUGCAAGUGACUUUGCUGUAGGAGCAGUCCUAGGCCAGAAGAGAGACAAGAAGUCACAUGUGAUCUACUAUGCAAGUAGAACCCUUGAUGAAGCUCAAGCUAAAUACUCUACAACUGAGAAGGAGCUAUUGGCCAUUGUCUUUGCAUUUGAGAAGUUCAGAAGCUACUUGGUUGGGUCAAAGGUGACUGUCUACACUGAUCAUGCUGCAUUGAGACACCUCUUAGCCAAGAAAGAUGCAAAACCAAGACUGUUGAGGUGGAUUCUGCUGCUACAAGAGUUUGAUCUUGAGAUCAAGGACAGGCCUGGAGUUGAGAAUGGAGUAGCUGAUCACCUGUCCAGGUUGAAGGUGGAGUGUGGAAUCCCUAUUGAUGACAGACUUCCAGAAGAGCAAAUGAUGGCUAUUCAUGCAGUGGUAGCUGUUUGUGAGACAGGAAAGAAACUUGAAGAGGUGAAGGCGGCUGAUGAGAAGGGUCCUUGGUAUGCUGAUAUAGUCAACUACUUAGCUAGUGGAAAAGAGCCAUUGAACCUUGAAGGUUAUGCCAAGAAGAAGUUCUAUAAGGAUGUGAAGAGAUAUUAUUGGGAUGAGCCUUACCUCUACAUACUUUGUAGAGAUCAACUCUAUAGAAGGGCAGUGGCUGAAGAAGAAAUUGAUGGGAUCCUUACACAUUGUCAUGGAUCAUCCUAUGGAGGCCACUUUGCUACAUUUAAGACAGUUGCAAAGGUGCUACAAGCUGGAUUUUGGUGGCCUCACAUGUUUAAAGACACCCAAGACUUUGUCUCAAGGUGUGACUCUUGUCAAAGAAGAGGAAACAUCACCAAGAGGAAUGAAAUGCCUCAAAACCCCAUCCUAGAAGUUGAAGUGUUUGAUGUCUGGGGUAUUGACUUCAUGGGGCCUUUUCCUUCAUCUUAUACCAACAAGUACAUACUGGUGGCUGUAGAUUAUGUCUCUAAGUGGGUUGAAGCAAUUGCAAGUCCAACCAAUGAUGCAAAGGUGGUUCUAAAAAUGUUCAAGAGCAUAAUCUUUCCAAGACUGAAGUUGUUUCCAGGCAAGCUCAAGUCAAGGUGGUCUGGUCCUUUCAAGGUUAAAGAGGUUAAACCUUAUGGAGCAAUAGUUUUGUGGAGUUCUGAUGGAAGAGAGUUCACCAUCAAUGGACAAAGGGCUAAGCUUUACUUGGGAACCAAAUCGGAAGACCUGGGAACUUCAGUUCCACUUUCCGAUCCAACCACAUUUGGAAGGUGCUCAGGAAGAGGAAAGGUUUCAAAAGAGGCUAGGAAAGAAACACAAGUGCUGUGGAGACAUGCUCAUAGCGACCUCCUCAUGUUGCUACGACCAAACGAGGAGAAUGCAAUAUUUGGCUAA